Protopolystoma xenopodis is the source of this 1710-nucleotide messenger RNA. Lineage: Eukaryota; Metazoa; Platyhelminthes; Monogenea; Polystomatidea; Polystomatidae. The record is from the annotation of a GenBank genome assembly.
AUGACCAAUUCACAUGUUGCUGGGAACGCAAAAGCAAAUCACACUCGUGAUGAGGAUGAGUUCAGAUUCUCAUGGAAACCGCUAUCAAACUUUCUGAAUAUCCUCACACAACCGUCUCCCGAUCAGUUUGAGCCCAUCUUCCCACUACCCUUUCAGCCUCGCUCGGUCAUGCGACAGGUCCAGCCUCAACUGGAUCCUCCAUCCGCAGCUUUUUGCAGCACAGCCGGUACAAAGUCGUCUCUCUUUGAGACGGCAUCCCUACCGCCAACCAUCCAAUUUCCCGCCGAAGAAGACAUCACCACCGUCAACUCGCUUGCCUGUUUGCCUCCUCCCGCAAAGCCGCCACUUCUGCCCUCCUCCCUUCUCCCUCCCCCCUCUGGUACCGCGUUUCCCGUGGCAACAGAUGCCCUCCGACAUCUCUGCAUGCCCACCAACCGAUUAAUCUCGUCCAUCUCCACCUCCUCUUCUACCUCCUCAUCAUCUUUCUCGUCAGCCUCACUGUCGCCCAAAUCGUCACCACCUCUCGUCAGCCCCGGCUUCCCAUUCGUCCCGCUGCAACCCAAUCGUCUCGCCACACUCGCCCACUCGGAACCAACUCUGGCGCCUUCCUGCGACUCGGCGCCACCUGUUGCCAUGCGCAUGGACAUUUCGCACAACCAGCCAGUCUUUCCGUCAACAUGUCUUCCUCUUGCUUUUCACUUCCAGCCUCCCUCUUCUACCAUUUCAUCCACUUCCUGUCCAGUCUCAUCCUCGUUGACUGGCUCACAUCUUUCCGGUCAGAGCCAGACUGCACACCAGCUCACUUCAUACACACCCACAACCGGCCACUUUGCCCAUCUGCCCUACCCCUACGGGCCGGACUUCAGCCUCUUCGGUCACUUUGCUCCUCCGCUUUCCUCUCCCCCGGAGACUGGCCCUCCCAGACCGAGCCUAUUCCACAAGACUUUUCCCACAUACUGCCCACCUGUGUCUAGCUAUUCACUCAAAUCGCUCGGCCAAUCGCUGCCUACAGAAUCCACCUCUUCGGGUCAGCAGCAUUUGCCUCCAUCCCACCAUCAUCCACCAACUCAGCACAUCCACCUUCAUCACACCAGUCAACCACACCAUUGGACUCGCGAGAUGGACAUACAGACUUCGACGGCGUUGUUUCACAAUCACAAUCACAAUCACACUCAUCCUCAUCUUCAUGUUCACAGUCAUUCACAUGCUCAACUCAACACACUCACACAGACCCCGUUUGCCCACAUCCAUUUGCCCAAUCCGCCCAGGUCACAUCCCCAGCCGCUGCCAUUAUCUCUGCAAAUGGCGCUGCCAUCGCAACUAACCCAAGCGUCGCUGACGCAUUCGCAACCACCGCCACCACCACCAGCACCAGCACCACCAGCACCGCCUGCACCAUCGGGCUUGAUUCAUGCCUUCCAGCAGGGCCAACUAGGGUCGACUCCUCAUCAGGGAUUAGGGUUGCAGCGCAACUUGUCUACAUGUGGUCUGCCAGCAGCAGCAGGCUUCUUGGGACAUACAUGCCUGACGACAGGAGCAAUGACCGGCGCCAACCUCGCAGCUGGACCUUUGGUCGGUGGUCACAAGCGGAAUAGGAAACGUCGGGGCAUGCUGCACGAGGCGAUGGGUAGAUAUUUCUCUGUUUGUGUCGUGAUAAACAUUGGCAGCAAAAACAAUACCAAAACAUAUUUCAUCACGAACAGGGUUUAA